Molecule: messenger RNA, 1510 nt
Organism: Drosophila biarmipes
Lineage: Eukaryota; Metazoa; Arthropoda; Insecta; Diptera; Drosophilidae
Product: zinc finger protein 771
Exons: 4
Coding region: 84-1361 (425 amino acids)
Cellular component (GO): nucleus
Molecular function (GO): zinc ion binding
Source: RefSeq, a predicted model, not a curated record
CUAUUCCGCAGUCACACUGUACACUUCACCGGCGCAAUAUUUUUUUUAAUAGAAACUAGCUAAAAUAAUACAUUUUUGCUACCAUGGCCACGGAAUGUCGCAUCUGCGGCGAGCGCAUCUUCACCCCGCAUCCGAAAAAUAUUUUCGAGCAGCGCAACCACCGCAUUCGAACUGCCAUCGAGCAAAUCACUGGACUAGAGAUUGUCCUGGAGAAGCUGCUGCCCCAGCACAUCUGCUCCUGCUGCCUGCUGGACCUCAGCCAGGCCAUCGCCUUCCGGCAGCGAUGCCUAAAGACGCACGAGGUGCUGCACAAGGGACACACCUCCGCCUCCUCGCCAUUCUACUCGAGAGUUCCCAAGGGAAAAGCGGCCGAGCAGCGUGUAAAUGACGAUCUACUGCUGAAGCGGGAAGUUGAGGAGGAUUUGAGCGACGCGGAUGAUGAUAAGGAGUUCCUGGACGAAGAUAAAGAGUUCUUGGAGGACGUGAAACCCGUCAUUAAUUCGCCACCGUCCAAGCGAACACGACAAGAGGACCAGAAGUUGCCCAACAGUCAAUCUCCACGUGUCAUGGUCAAACGCCUCCGCGUGUCGGAGGUCCAGAAACCAGACAGUCCACCGCCCCUUGUGCGGAAUCCAGGUCGCAGGGUCAGAAAGCGGCGACCAAAGCCAAAGGUCGACCGCUCGAUCAAGCGCUAUGUGUGCGACCAGUGCGGCUGGUCCUUCAACGAUCACAGCAACAUGAAGGACCACAAGCUGCGGCACUUCGCCGAGAAGUUUUCGUGCGACGACUGCGGGCGCAAGUUUUACACCAUGCCACUGCUCCGGCUGCACAUUCGAGUUCAUCACAAGGGCGAGAGGCCGUAUGUCUGCAAGUUCUGCGGCAUGGGAUUCGCCAAUAGUCCCACCCGCUGUCGGCAUGAGCGGCUAGUGCACGCAGACCAGCUGGCUCAUGCCUGCAAGAUAUGCGGUAAGCGUUUCAACAGCGACAAAGGUCGGGCCAAGCACGAGGAGGGACACAAAAGCGACCAACCGGAUGUUUUCUUCUGCGUCACCUGCAAUAAGGAAUUCAAGGAGAACUCGUUCCUCCAGCGGCACUAUACCACCAAGUACCAUCGCAAGCGGGAGAACCUGCUGGUAGAGGGUAGCAAGGCGGAAUCCCAAUCAGAUGGAGACCCCGAGGAGAUGCCGGGAUAUAUGGAGGAGGGUCAGGUGGAAAUGGAGGAUAGUCAGGCCGAAAUGGACGUACUUCUCGAGGAUAUCGAGGAAGAUCAGUACACAAACCACGAAGAACUUGUGGAAGAGGAGCCUUUCGAGGAUUUCGUCUAUGAUGAAACCAUCACGGAGGAGGAGCUGUACACUUAAGUAAAACGCAGUUGGCGCCAAAUGUUCACAAGUGUCAAUAUCGAGCACCAUUUCCAGUUCGAUAGAGAGCUCAACUUUGUUAUAAAAAUAAUUUUAAUUAUGGCUUAUGACUUCUUAAUAAUAAUAAUAAUAUCUGAUAAAGACACUAA